ACAAGACGAAUAUAAUUAAAUAUCAAAACCAAAUUUAUGCAAUACCUUUGAAGUUAAAAGACACACACACACAUUUUAAUAUAAAAUCAAAAAAAAAAAUAAUAUUAUGGCGCCUACAAUUUGUUCAGAGAAUAAGACUCAACAACGCUCUGGAAUAAAUGAAAUUCGUAAGGAUACCAAAAUAACUACCAGCCUUUCAAAAGCACCCUCAUCAAGUUUAAAUUAUGCUCAAAAGCGUUCAAAACUCAUAAGACCCUAUCCGGCACGAGGAAAACGUCAAAUUAUUGAUAAUUCCGUUUAUCAAAUCAGUAGCAGUAGUGACGCCAGCAAUGACACAAAUGAAAAUUUCCAUAGAUCAAAUUCACCACAACCCUCAAUCAUCUCGGACAAUUCAAUAUCCACCUCAUCUGAGUCGUCUCUUCUUUCACCACUGUCAUCACUCUCUGAACUUUCAACAACUUAUGUCUCCUCCGGCUCCGAAGACUACACGUCUUGUGCAAAUCGCCUAAAAUCACCAUUCUACCAUCACAACAUUGACUUAUCAUCGUCAGUAUAUACCAUAAGUAGCAGCGACGAGGAGAAAAACCUCGAUGAAGACAUGAUCUCAAGAUCGUUUAACGUGAUAGCCUCAGAUAGCCAAGACAAUGUUACAUCAACAAUUGAAGAUGAUAAAACCAACUUAAAAUCACUUACCAAAUUACAAAUGCAGCAAGAAUCAAAGCACACCAAAGGCCUGUUCGAUAUUGCAAUUAAAAUGAUAAAGUUGGUGCAUCGUAAUCAGUUGCUGCAACGAAGAUUAUCACAAUUACAAGCGGAAACAUCACAAUUUAUCGAGUCUGUCUUAGCCAAUCCCGAGAAUCAGGCUUUUCGAGAUAAAGUGCAAGCAAAUGGUUGUUGUAAGAAUUAAGAGACUAAAAAAAAGAAGAAAAUAAAAAAAAUCUACCUCGUUCAAAGUGAAAACCAAAAUGAAUAUCAUACAAAAAAUAUGUCGAUGCGGUUUAUUGAUAGACAACAUGUUGAUAAAAAUAACAAUUUUAAAUAAAAUCCACCACACAACUUCGCUGUGUUGCAUACUUUUAGGAUCACAAUCCAAUACAACACUCUCCCAUGCAAGAAAUACUGCUGUAUUUAUAAUUCCUAUUAUUAUUUAUUUAUUUUCAUAAUUUAGCAUCUAUAUAUACAUUAGACAUUUCAAAAAUUAAGUUUUUGACAGGAGUGCUCCUUAAAGUUGUUUCACUCUUAUCAAGAUUCAUGCGAUUAGAAUGUUGUAUUGUUUUUUUUAGAAACUUAAAACUGUUCUGUCAAAAUUAUCAAUACAAUAAUUUUAACAUAAAGAAAAUUAUACAUACGUAAUCGCUUAUUAUAAAAUACAUUUUGAAGUAUUAUAACCUACAAGUUGAUCAUAAACAAACAGUUAUUAUGUAAAAAAUAUACAUAUAUAUAUAUAAAUAUAAAAGCAUAAAAUGUAAAAAACAAAAUAAAUAAAACAAACAAAAAUGUGCCAGCAAAAUAAAUUAAAAAGUUAAACAAAAUAAUGUGAGGCAUAUAUCAUGUGAAAAGCAAUUCCUUUAAAUCUAAAAAAGUCUUAUAAAUUAUUAUGCAAAUAGAUUAGUUUUCUUUAAAAAAAAAUAUUUUAUUUAAUAAAUAAAAUAAAUAUAAAAACAUACAUAAAUAUAUUUAAUAUUAUAGACAAGUAAUAAUGUUUUUUAAAAUAUAAAAAUUAAACUUUAAGAAUUUUUUUCUACUUUGUACUGAGCAAACGCAUGUCAAAAUGCAAAAUAUUUCUGUGAGAAAAAAGUAAAUGAAAAGCAUUUUCCAAAAUAAACAAAAAUAUAUUGAAAUAUUUAAUAUAAAUUAUUGAGUUAAUUAAA
Molecule: messenger RNA, 1871 nt
Organism: Eupeodes corollae
Lineage: Eukaryota; Metazoa; Arthropoda; Insecta; Diptera; Syrphidae
Gene: Cipc
Exons: 2
Coding region: 107-907 (266 amino acids)
Source: RefSeq, a predicted model, not a curated record